UAUUGGCAAUAAUGGGUGGAAUGGCUCUGGGUUUAUUAUCUGUAGUAAUGUUUAUCAUAGUUUUUCCCCUUUGUGACAGAGACAAGUCUGUGGAAGUGACAGAUUUUAAGUCGAGCUGGAGAAAUGGAAUGGCCUUUUUAGCUGUCAUUCAUGCCCUUCGACCAGACCUGAUUGACAUGAAGAGUGUGAAGCACAGAUCUAACAGAGACAACCUGCAAGAGGCCUUCAGAAUUGCAGAACGAGAAUUAAAAAUUCCCAAAUUGCUGGAACCAGAAGAUGUGGAUGUUGUUAAUCCAGAUGAAAAGUCAAUCAUGACCUACGUGGCACAGUUUCUACAAUAUUCGAAGGAUGCCUUUGGAACUGGUGUGUCUCAGGAGAAAAUAAAAGAAGCUAUGACCUGGUUGACUCAGCAAGAGAAAAAACUAAAGAUCAUGUUAAAAGAUUCAGAAAAUGAAACCUACUCUAUAAAGUACGAGUGCCUGCUGUCCUUUGUGGAUUCAUUCAAUAAAGGAAAAAAGCCCUUUUUAUCCACUUUGUCAAUAAAAACGAAUCUGGAUGAGUUGAGUGGAGAUCAGUUAAAGCUGAGAGAAGUCUGGGACAGACUCAACUCCAAGAUUACUAUGUGGAAAACAAAGUUGAAUCAUGACUUGCCUUCACCUCUUCAUCAAACUGAAGUUUGGCUCCAGGAGGUAGAAAAGCUGAUAGAGGAAGAAGAUUUGUCAGACUACCAAAAUUAUUCUGAUGCGAUGACUCAGAUACAAGAGAAAAUGGCCUUAUUCAAGAGUCUGAUGGAUAAAUUUGACUACCAUUUGAAUAUUCUCCAGACGUUUGAAAAUGGAAGUGAAAAACAUUUGCCAUUGGUACCACCCAGCAAGUUAAAGGAAAUGGAAAGGCGAAUUUACACCAUUUCGAAGAAUAAUUUCAUUCUACUUCUAGACUUUCACUACUCUAAGUACUUAGUCCUUAGUUUGCUAGAUGAAGUGAAAUCAAAGUUGGAUGUGUGGAAUAUCAAAUAUGGGAACAAUGAAUCUGUGGAAUCAUUGCUGAAAGACUGGCAUAACUUUAUUGAAGAAAAAAGGUUUCUAGCUCAACUUGAAGCUUCUUUCCAAAAAUGUGAAGAAAGUUGUAAGAAUUUGAGUAAAGAAUAUGAGGCAAUUAGAAAGCAAUAUGAGAUGAUGGAAUACAAAUUUUGUACAUAUAAAAAAAGUAUAUACAAUGUGAAGUCUGCUCUACAGAAAGUUCUGGAGUAUUGGACCACGUAUGUGAAAAAUCUUCAUUUACUAAAGGCCUGUCUUGAGGAGACAAAGAAGGAACAGAUUAAAAAGGUUCCCGUUGACACAUUAUGCCAGUGGAAUCAAAACCAUGCAACUUUCAAUGAAGUGGGAAAUUUUUUAAUUGAAGUCAGCAAUGAUGAAGUUGGAUUAUCUAUUUCUAAAGAACUGAGAAGAGUGAAUAAAAGAUGGAAAAAGUUUAUUAUAAAGACUCAACUAGAAAUGAAAAUGCCACUUGCUAAAAAACAGAAUCCACCCAUGCUUGACAAUUCUGUAAAUAAUCAACAAUCUAAUCAAGGAAAAGCAACUGCUGAGUUUUUCACACACACAUCAGGAGAAAGUCCUGAAAAUCACAAUCAGAAUGUAAAGGCUGAUGAAAAAUCUGAAAAAGAAAAUGAAGAAUGCACAAGGCAACUAAAGAUGGCUGAAGAGGUAGAAAAACUGACUAGACAGGUGGAAAUCUGGGAGGCAGAGACCAAAUCUGUCUUGGAUCUUCUGCCAUAUGAAGACGAGAUGGAUCCCUCCAAGGAAGAUUCUUUGCAGCACCUUAUUGCUAAAGGCUCAAUGUACGAAGAACUUAUAUCUAGAACUGAAGACACUUUACAAAUGGAUAUACAGAAUAUUUCAAGCCAGGAGUCUCUCCAACAUAUUCUCACAACCGGACUUCAAGCAAAGAUUCAAGAAGUUAAAGACAAAGUCCAGAUCAGUGUGGUAAAAUUACUCACGGUACUCAAGGACUCAGAGGACGUCUCACCCACCCUGGAUGUGCGGCUAAAAGUGCAGGAAUCACAGAAAGAACUUCAGUCAUCCAUGGAUAGGGCAGAACAGUUACUGAACCAAGAAGACUGCCAAAGUGAUUUGAUUUCAAAAUAUAAGGAAGCAAUAGCAAUUUUAAACACUAAAUGUCUGAUCAAAUACUUGAAAGCUGUUGAAGAGCUGAAAAAUGAUGUGACCAAAGAAGAGAAACAGUUUUUGGAAGAGAAGAGUAAAGAACUCUCCGCCAAUUGGCAGUUUCUUCAUCAUGAAAUGUCUUUGUAUAUUCAACAACUUAAAAUAGACAUCGAGAAAGGAAAAAUUAUGGACAGUAUUUCAAAACUUGAAAAACAAAUAAAUAAAGAAAAGAAACUAAUCCGCAGAGGAAGGACCAAGGGUCUGAUGAAAGAACACGAGGCCUGUUUUUCCGAGGACAGCUGUCUGUAUCAGCUAGAGCAUCAUAUGGCCGUCCUGAGGGAGCUCUGUGAUGAACUGACUUCCCCCAAAAGCCAACAGGAAGUGAGGCGAGCGCUCAGGGAAUUUGAGCAGAAAAUAGGAAGACUCCGGAAGUGUGCUGCUGAGAUUCAAGGGACGUUGAGGCCCAUGGUGGGGGACAAGUCGAGAACCAAGGGGACAAUGAACACAUCUGAGAAAAAAGGAAAAACUGCCCACGGUGAGAUGCCAGCUGCAGAAACAGAUCCUCAGCCACGAAUUGAAAAGGCAUAUGAAUCUAAGAAUUAUAGCCUGGAGUCAUCACAAUUAAGGCUUCCACAAGAAGAAAGCAUUAUGAAUGAUGAAAUGGAUCAAAAUGCAUUCACAAAGAGUUUAAUAGAAAGGUAUGAUACAUACCGAGAAAAUCUUACUCUACACCUUACAAACAACAAAUGCAGAAUUACUUCUGAUUUCCCUAGUGGUAAAGAAUGGAGUAGCACUUAUCUCCAAGAUAAACUCACUGACCUACAGAUCUUAAAACAUGAAACUGAUGCUUGCUGGAAAGAGUUUGAAACGACUUCAUUGAAUUUAGAAGAACUUGUAAGUGAUACAGACAAGGACUUUUUUAUUACAACAAGAGAAACGUUAAAAGAAACAGAAAAUGAGCUUCAGAAAAAUCUUAUUUCCAGAAUGGAGUCCUUGGAGACUGCGCUGCAGAUUGUAUUACCUGUGGAGAGGGAAUCACUCCUCAUCUGCAGCUCAGACUUGUUCCUCCAAGAAAUAGCCAUUCAAGAACUCCAACUCAUUGACAUUCAUGGCAUUUAUCAAAACUUAAGGACUAUCCAAGAUUCCAUAGCAAAACAGAUGGAUAUAUGUAAGCAUUUGGAACCGUCAGACAACUUGGCAUUCAAACAAUUACACCCACUAGAUUUACAUGCAUCACAGAAGAUUGUAGAGACACACAGAACCCAACUCAAAGAAAUGGACCUCAAAGUGCAGAUGUGUGAAGAUAUCCUCACAGCCCUUGAAGAAUUUUUGGCUUCUCUGAGAACAGCAGAAAGUAUGGCUGAACUUGGAAUCUCCUCUGAUACAGAAGAGGUACCAGAGAGUAUUUUGCUAGUAGAAAGUCAGGAAGGAAAAAUUCAUCCAAAAGACAAGGCCAGGCAUUUGGACAAAUGUUUGGAAAUGCUUGAGAUCAGCUUAAAAAAUGUUGACUUGAAUGAAAUAACUUCCUGCGAAGAAAUUGUUGAGAUAGUGUCCACAAAGUUGUUAGAAUCUUGUGCAUCAAAAGAGCUUCUUGAGAAAGACAAAUUGCGAGAAACUUGUGUUUCCAAAAGUAAUGAGUUCCAGAAAAAUAUCCAAGAUUUACACAAUCAAAUCAGUAAAAUUGGUCUGAAAGACCCUACUGCCCCUGCUGUGAAACAGAGGAAAAAAUUAUUAAUGAGACUGAAUAAGGACCUAGAUGAAUAUGAAAAAGAGAAGAAAUACUUAGAAGAAUUGGCUGAUUCUAUUCUACAAUUUGAAGAUGACGGAGAACACGCUCUGAGUGAACAUUGCAGAAAUACAGCCCUUUUGUGGGAGAAUACGAAAGCUUCUAUCACUGACUGCAUUGACCAAUGCGAUCAUGUUUUGGAGCUGUUAAAACAAUACCAGAACUUCAAAAGUCUCUUGACAUCCUUGAUUCAAAAAGAAGAAAGUGCCAUGUCCCUUCAGUCUUCGUACAUGGGCAAGGAGAACCUGAGAAAACGAAUAACCGAGAUUGAAAUUGUCAAAGAAGAAUUUAAUGAAAACGUUGACAGUGUAGACAAGAUUAACCAGAUCUGCAAAAAUCUUCAAUUUUAUCUAAAUAAAAUGAGAACAUUUGAAGAGCCUCCUUUUGAGAAAGAGGCUAAUAUUAUUGUAGAUAGAUGGCUUGAUAUAAAUGAGAAGACAGAAAACUACUGCGAAAAUCUUAGCCAGGCUCUAGCCUUAUGGGAAAAACUUUAUAACUUAAGAAAUAGCAUCGACGAGUGGACUGAUAAAGCCUUGCAAAAUUUAAGUUCUCCAGAAUUACCUCAACUGACUGAAGAAGAAAAAGAAAAUAUUAAGGAAGAAUUAAAGAUCUAUGAGCAAAAACCGUCUGAAUUUUCUAAAAGAGUGUCCAAAAUACAAUGCCUGCUUCAAAGCAAUGAAAUACCUCUUGAAUUACAGAUCAUGCAGUCUUAUAUUUUGAAGAAGUUAGGUUGGGUGAAGAUGACUUUAACAGGAGAUUCCAACUAUGACGAUGUCCUCAGUGGCAGCAGUGCUGAGCUCAGAGAGGAUCUUGACCAAGCCAAGACCCAGAUGGGAAUGACCGAGUCUCUCCUAAAAGCUCUGUCUCCUUCCGACAGCUGGGAGAUCCUUACUAAACUAGAGGAAAUACAACAGCAAAUUCUGCAGCAGAAGCACAGUAUGAUGUUACUUGAGACUCAGAUUGGUUGUCUGACUCCUGAACUCUCUGAGUUGAAAAAGCAAUAUGAAAGUGUCAGUGAUUUAUUUAAUACCAAAAAAAGUGUUUUACAAGAUCACUUUUCUAAGUUACUGAAUGAUGAGUGCAAAAACUUUAAUGAUUGGUUCAGCAGCAUGAAAAUGAGCCUUGAAGAGUGUUUUGAAUCAUCGGAAACAAAAAAGAGUUUGGAACAAAAGCGACAGAAACUUUCCGACUUCUUGACUCUGGAAGGAAGAGACAGUAAAAUACAACAGGUGGCAACUGUACUGAAUCAUGUGAGGAAGCUUCUGCCCAAAGCUCAAGUUAAGGAACUGAAGAACUGGAUUGUAAAUGAAGCGGAUGAAUUAGAAAAAAUGGAUUCUGUUUGCCAGGUGCGAGUAAAGGAGCUCGAGGAAUGCUUGCAACAGCUACUGAGACUCCAGGAUGAUCACAGAAAUCUGAGUAAGUGGUUAACAAGUCAAGAAGAGAAAUGGAAAGAAAUGAAAGACUCUGGAGAGAAAACUGACCUCUUUUACCAAACAAUAGCUAGAAAGAGGGAGCAAUUUGAAUAUAUGGCCCAACUGAAUAACUCUUUGAAGGACUGUGGACUUACUGAAGAAUUACUCAUGGAAUCAACACAGUUGAUUGAUAGAUAUCAGAUAUUGUUAAGACAAUUUUGUGACUCUGAGGAAGAGGUUCAAUUACCUUCUGCUGAAGAUCAGAGCUUCAGUGAUCUUGCACAUGAUGUAAUUCAGUGGAUAACGGAGAUUAAAGAGGCGCUUAUGGUGUUGAAUUCUUCUGAAGGCAGUAUGCCACUUGAGGAAAGAAUCCAAAAAAUAAAGGAAAUCAUUUUACUGAAACCUGAAGGGGACGCUAAGAUCCACACCAUCAUGAGUCAGGCUGAGGCGAGCAUGGCUCCUUCACUUCCUCAGGCCCUCACUGAGAUUCAGGACCAGUGGGACAGCACUGUCCAUUUAGCCAACACAUAUCUGAGCCAUCAAGAAAAACUUAUGUUAGAAGGAGAGAAGUAUCUACAAAGUAAGGAGGAUCUGAGACUAAUGCUGACAAAACUGAAAAGGAAGCAGGAAGUGGGGUUUGCACUACAGAAUGGUUUGCAGGAGAAGAAAGCUCAACUCCAAAUUUAUAAGAAAUUCCUCAAGAAAGCCCAAGAUUUGACAUCCCUGAUAAAGGAAUUAAAAUCUCAAGGAAAUUACCUUUUAGAGUGUACUAAAAACCCCAACUUUAGUGAGGAGCCUUGGUUGGAAAUCAAGCACCUACAUGAAAGUCUUCUUGAGCAAUUGCAGGAUUCUGUGCAAAAAUUGGAAGGUCAUGUUGAAGAACACAACUCAUACGAGGUCUGUAUCACAGAACUCAAUGCUGCCCUGGAUAAUAUCACCGAGGGGCUUCUCAGUUUGUCUGAAACGUCUCUGGAUCAACCGGCAGUUGAAGAUAAACUUCAGAAACUUCAGGAACUAGAGAUAAGACUCAGCUCACAAGAUGGCCCAUUAAAGAAGAGUUUAGCCUUAGCAAAAUCCAUUGCACCAAAUACAUCUUCAGCAGGACAGAAGAUUAUUAAAGACGAUAUACAAUCACUUGAGGGUAAACAAAAAGAUUUGGAAAAUAGAAUUCAGAGUGCUAAGCAGGAGACAGAAACUCUUCUCAAUAGCCUGCUCCAAUCAAAAUGCUCCACAGAAAAGAAAGAAAAGUUUCAUCUGGCAAGUGGAGCCAAGCAGGUCACUUCAGAGGGGCAAGCGUCCUCUGAGGACUCAGCUGCUCUGGGAAAGUUGAAGGAAGGCCGGGAAAUCAAGGCGAAUUCAGCUGUGGAAAUGAUUUUGUCAAAACAACUUUCUCUUGAUGCUCAAGAAAACCUGAAAAACACUGAAGAUGAGCAGAAAGUCAAUGAGGUGCAAAAUCAACCUUUGGAGUUAGAUGUUAUGCUAAGAAGCGAACAAUUAAAAGAGAUAGAGUACUUAUACAUGCAGUUGGAAGCAAAGAAAGCUGCCACUGAAACACUGGAACAAGUGAAAUGCCUCAGUGACACAAGUGCCUUGGUUCUCCAUAAUGAAAAAGAUUCAGCACAACACUUGGAUAAUCUGCUUCAGACACUGAUGACUUUGAAGAAUAACAGAGAAAGCCAAUAUUGUCUCCUUAAAAAUGUUCAGGAGCACCUGUCUGCAAAUGAAUCCUCACUGAAAGCUCUGUUGAUAGAAAAGGAAGGUCUAAAAGUAGGACCACUGGAUAGUGAAACCUACUUGGAUAAAAUUAAAAAACUGUUGGCAUCAAUAGAAAAAGAGAAAGAUUCUUUAAGCAAGAUACAAAUUGAAUGGGAAAGUUUAUCAAAAUGUCUGACUCCCAUGGAUAAGAAGAUGUUGGAAACUCAGAUGAAGCAACUGGAACAUGGCUGGGAACAAGUAGAACAACUGGUCCAAAAGAAAUAUUCUCAGCAAGUAGUAGAACUUGACGAAUUUGAAUUUCUCAUGAAUAAGAUCCAAGACUUUGCUAUAUCUUUGCAGCGACAACAGCAGCAUUUGCAGUUAAGGAUGAACUCUCUGGAAGAACAGGAAGGGAACCAAGACGUGGUUGCCUUAGCCUCUGAACUACAAACUGCCAAUCAUCGAUUUUCAGGUUUAAAGGGGAAAACUGAACUUCGGAUGAAGAGAAUUUGGGGAGAAAAAGAAAAAAAGAUUUUGGAAAAUGCUAUCAAUGAUUUACAGGAGCAAUUGAAAGCAUUAGAACUAUCGAACACAGAGUUGAGCAGUCAGAAGUGUGAAAUCAGGAACAGAAUCAAAGAGACCAGCUUGUGGGUGGAGAACCAGUUGAGGGAAAUCAGUGCUCCCAGUGCCCUCCUCCCAGAUUACAUUCUUUCACAGAUCAGAAGAUGCAAGGUGGUGCAUGAUGGAGUUCUGGAAAAGCAACAGGAGGUGGAGUUGUUGGUUGAAGAGGUCCAACAGAAUAUUCCUCACCUUAUAGUACAAGAGAAGGAUGAGUCAAAUAACCUCCUACAAGAUUUGCAGAAUCAAUAUCAAAUGCUGGUCUUAAAAUCAACUCAAAGAUCACAGCAGUUGGAACUUACAUUGGAAGAAAGAGGCAAAUUGGUCGCAGCAUUAGGAAGGGUUCAACAUUCACUUCAAGCACACGAAGCACUGACAAUUCCCAAAAUGGAAGCUACCUCCACUGAGGCUGACCUGGAAAACCAGCUUGUCGCUUUGAGGACCUCACAAAAGGAACUGCAAGAAAAUGAGAGUGUAAUCUCAGUGCAUCUUCAAGAACUAGCAGACUUUGAUAAGGAUCUCAAUGUAUUUGAAAGACUCUUUCUGGAUGGUCGGUUGAAAAAUUUGAAGACUAGAGCCAAGAGAGCAAAAAGAUUAAUUCAGAAUAAAUGCAACCAAGUAGAUUGUAAGAUCGGUUUUUACAAAGAGUUCCAUGACAAAAUGUCUGUGCUUCAAAGAGAGAUUAACCAGAUAGAGCACAAUGAACUGCUACAAAAGUAUGAAAUGAACUGUGAUAUGAAAGAUGAACUGUAUAGACUUAGAGAUCAGCUCACUGGUAUUCAAGCAAGUGUCCUACAAGUACUGAAGCUCAAAGAAGUGUUUGCCUUGGUAGGUCUCAAAUGGGAAUGUCCCCAAAUUGAGCGGCUACAAUCCCAAGUAUUUGGGAAUAAAAUGGAACUUGAAGAAAAAAUUAAACAGUUGGACACAUUUGUAGCAGAGCAUGACAAAUACCAAGUAUCGCUGGGAAAAAUAAGGGCUAUGGAUUUACAGAAUCGACAAAGGGCUGAAGUGUUGCUAGAAACUCCUUCUUCUCCUGAAAGUAAUCUCUCUGAGGAUGGUCUGAUUUUGAAUCAGAGACUUGAAAAAGUCAUUUCCUUGUAUCAGAAGCUAAUAAAAAAGGUUUGCGAAAAUAAAGCCUUUGAAGACUCAUUCAAAGAGAAAGAAACGCUACAAAUUAAGCAGUAUAUAAAAGAAAAUGAGGAGUUAUACAGCGUUCUUCAAUCUGUUCUGCUGGAACACCAUCCGAGAGAAGUGGAUGAAAAGAAUUUUCAGGAUCAGUUAGAAAACUCCUUCUCUAUUCUCAACCAAAUAAAAUCUCAGUUAGAGCAGCCUUUCUUUAUUCAUUUGAAAUUUGAAGACAUUCAGAAAGAAAUGAAUGACUGUGAAACAUUUGAAGAACAAGUUCAGGCAGAAAUGUGUAGCCUUCGAGCUAUGACUGUGACUAAGAAACAAAGUGAAGAAAAUGCAACUGCAGCUAGUGACAUCGAAAAGAAAUUGCAAGACCUGCAAGAUCUUCACAGGCAGGUUAAUGCCAGUAUCAGUUUGCGCACAGAUGUCUUGAAUAAUGCCUAUGAGAAUAUGACUGACUAUGAUAAGGCAGUCUCCAAGGUUAUGGAGAUGAUCAGUGCCCUAGAAGCCACACUUGAAUCCCACAGAGUUGAUCCUGAUCAUCCAGAAGACUCACAGGAGAAGCCUUUCUGGAAGCAGAAGGAACUGGAAUCCACAAUAGGAGACAUCCAGGACCUCUCUGAGAAGUUAAGCACUGUCUGCAGCCCCGAAGCCAAACUCCAUCUUCAGCAAACUUUUCAAGAAUUAGCUUUUAAGAAUUCAGCCUUGAGAAAGGCAAUCAAAGCUAAGGAAGCUGAGCUAGACAGGUGUCUACAGAAUUGCAAACAUUACAGAAAACUUAAAGAGGAAAUUUUCACUAACCUCAGCAAAAUGGAGACAUCUCUUGGGCGGUCUAUGUCUCUAUUCCCAGGAUCUUAUAAAGAAGCUUUAGAGCACUCGGAAGAGAGCAAGGCCUUGGUUUCAAAUCUUCUGUCAACCAAAGAAGAGUUGAUGAAACUCCGGCAGGCCUUCAGACAUUUCAGAUCCGCAAACUCAGAAGAUGAUAGUCCACAUGUUCCAGACACCCUCAUGGUGCUAUGGGAAAAAUGGCUACAUCUACUGGAAGCAGCUAGAGACUGGGAGAUGUGGUGUGAGGAACUGAAACAGGAGUGGAAGUUUGUCAAUGAAGAAAUCGAGCGAGAAGCAAUUAUUUUAGAUAAUCUUCAAGAAGAACUUCCUGAAAUUUCCAAAACAAAAGAGGCCGCUACCAUGGAGGAACUCUCUGAACUGCAAGACUGUUUAUGUCAGUAUGAAGAGAAUGUGGAGACACAACAGCUGUUACUGACACUACUUCUUCAGCGCAUAAAAAGCAUCCAUAAUAUACCUGAAAACUUGGGCUCUGUGGAAACAUUUCCAUCAUUUAAGGAGAUCAUGUCCAUGCAAGAGCGAGGCCAUAGACUUUUGCAAAAAGCUCAAAAUAAUAAGGAAUUGAUACAGAAUGAAAUCCAAGAAAGGCAUUCCUUCACAAAAGAAAUAAUUGCUUUGAAGAAGUUAUUUCAACAGACUGCAGCUUCAUUGCAAAAUUUGGAAUUACAAGAGCACUCAGAAAAGGCAGAAGAGUUUGAGGAGCUUCAAAGCAGUUUUAAGAAAGGAAAGCUGACUUUAGAGAAUAUUAUGGAAAAACUGCGAAUCAAAUAUUCGGAAAUGUACACCAUAGUGCCUGCAGAGAUCGACUCCCAGGUGGAAGAAUGUAGAAAAGCUUUAGGAGAUGUAGAUGACAAGAUUAGCCAUGAAGUCUUGAAAAGCUCACCAUCAUUUGCAAUGAACAGAAAAAUAGAUGACAUCAACAACGGGCUUCAUAAUGUUGAAAAGAUGUUGCAGCAGAAAAGCAAAAAUAUUGAGGAAGCUCAAGAAAUCCAAAAGAAAAUGUGGGAUGAGCUGGAUCUUUGGCAUUCCAAGCUCAAUGAGUUGGAUGCUGAGGUCCAUGAUAUUGUGGAAGAGGACCCAGGCCAGGCUCAGGAAUGGAUGGAUAACUUGAUGGUUCCCUUCCAGCGGUAUCAGCAGGUGUCCCAGAGAGCAGAAUCAAGAACCUCACAGUUGAAUAAGGCCACAAUUAAGAUGGAGGAGUACCAUGAUCUCUUGAAGAGCACUGAGGCUUGGAUAGAAAAGACCAGUCAUCUGCUGACCAAUCCCUUUGACUAUGACUCUUCAAAGAUGCUGAGUCAGCAUGCUGACAACCUACAGAUGGCCUUUGAAGAUUCGGAGCAGAAGCACAAUCUUUUACAUUCAGUUUUCUCAGACCUAGAAGACUUGUCCAUCAUUUUUGAAACAAAUGAUUUAGCGCAUUCCAUACAGAAGUUAAGUCAUGAGGUAUCAACUUUACAACAAAAAAUAAUGGAAAGCCUUCCACAGGUUCAGCGAAUGGCAGAUGAUGUAGUUGCUAUUGAAACUGAAGUAAAAUCAUUGGAGAAAAGAGUUUCAAAAAUCAAAGCUAUUCUGUUAUCAAAAGAAAUAUUUGAUUUUCCACCUGAAGAACAUCUUAAGCAUGGUGAGGUCAUCCUCAACAAUCUACGUCCUAUGAAGAAAACCAUUGCUGAAAUCGUGUCUUACCAAGUGGAACUCAGGUUACCCCAAAUGGGAAUGAAAACUCUUCCUGUGUUCCAGCGGACAAAUCAGCUUUUACAAGAUAUAAAACUGUUGGAAAAUGUGACUCAGGAACAAAACGAGUUAUUAAAGACACUAAUAAAACAGAUGAGUGAAUAUGAUGAAGAAAUAGAACAUUUGAACCAGAUCUUAAAUGACUAUUCAGCUCAGUUUUCUCAUGAACAUAUGUUGCCGGACCAAAUUGUCAACCUGCCUCAACUACAGGGAGAAGUCGAAGGUCUGGAAAAGCAGAUUUUGAGUUUGAAUCAGAAGAAAGAAGACCUCUUGUCAGAUCUGAAAGCUGCCCUUCUGAAGCUUCAUCAACACUUGCAACAAGAACACCCAGAGCUAGAGAAAGAAAUACUGACAGCAGGUGCCUCAGAAGAGGUUGGCAUGACCGAGAGGGUAGUUCCUGAGAGGCAGCUGAAGAGGAAAGGGUCCAUGUCUGUCCUGCCUGCUGUCCAAGAGGAACUGGAAGAGGGUUCCCUGAAGAGUGAAAAUGGUGAUCAGAGAACACAGUCAUCUUGGUCUUUGUCCUGGAAACAUGAUAUGGAUAUGGAGGAAGAUGGAGCUGAAUCAUCCUCUGGAACCAUUAUUCAGGAGGCAUCCAAGAAAAUAAGCACCUGUGAUCAUCCCAUGGCACAAACUCUGACACCAAGCUCACUAAAGUCUGAACAGAACCCAGAAAUCUCCCCAGGUCCUACCCAGACAGCAGAGGGUUCCAUACUCCCUAUCGAGACGUCAACAUUGGACUUUUCUGAUGAUCAGAGAGCUUUUGAGGCCACGGUGGAGCGACCCAGGCCAGGGCCCGAGGAAAUCCUCCAUGUCUGCAAGAUUCAGGUGGCUGAAUUGGAACUGUGGCUACACCAAGUCAACGUGUCAUCUGAGCCGGAAACAUUAAACACGGACAUGCAGCAGGAGGUGGAGCAGCAGCUGGUAGGGUGCCAGACUAUGCUGACAGAGAUUGAGCACAAGGUGGCUUCCCUGUUAGAGAGCUGCAAAGACCAGGGCCUGGGAGAUACUGGAUCCAUACAACAAGAGGCUGAAGCACUUUCCUUGAAACUAAAAACUGUCAAGUGCAAUUUGGAAAAAGUCCAGAUGAUGCUCCAGGAGAAAUACAAUGAGGACCAGCACUCUGAUAUUCUAACGAAACCUUCAGAGCAACUGAAAGAUUUUAUACCAGAAAACCUCCCUGAGUUUGAAUCGUUCAUCACUGAAAGACUACAGUUCAGCAAGCAGAAAGAUUUCCAGCAGCAAAAGGUUCUGGAGUUAAAGCCAACGGAUCAAAAAGACUUGCUCAAAUUUAUAGAAUUGAAUGUACAGAAAAUAUUGCUCCAUGAUCAACCUACAAUGCAGUCUCCAUCUGUCAGCAGCAAGACCUCUGGCUCUCCUAAUGAUGCUCCAGACUCUGUCUUGUCAACCCAGGGCCAAAGUGGAGACAAAUGGCAAUAUUUGCAUCAUGAACUCGAAUCCAAAAUAAGCCGACCCAUGCCUCAGCUUGUGGAACCUCAGGUUGCCACAAACAUGAGUGUUCUACCAAGUGUAAGUGUCUAUAAUUUUAGAUAUCCAACUACUGAAGAACUAAAAACAUAUAUCACCCAACUUGAAGACCUUAGUCAAGAAGCAGUCAAUCUUCAGACACAGGAAAAUGUGCCUGAAGAGACUUCUGUGAACUUGAAGAACAAAUUAUUUGAACUCUUUCUGGCCCUCAUGCAGUGUCUCAGCAGCGUGGAGGAGCUGCUGCAGACUCCUGGGCUCUUCCAAGAGGGUGUGAGUGCCCAGCAGGCACACUGGGAGACGCUGGCUCUUGAGUUGCAACAACUCUUCUUAACUUUGAAUGACAGGAAGGAGGACCUUCUGAAAGCCACCACAUGGCUGGGCCUGAACUCCACCCAGUUCCAUGAAUCUUUUGAAAAGCUCCAUGACUAUCUGGUGGAGACACAGGCAGCGGCUGCCUCCCGCAGCCAGGCCCUGAAGACAGUUCUCGACUUCCGACACAGCUUUCAGGGUCAAGUAAAGAAAUUAUAUGAACAACUUACCAAGAAUAAAUUGUCUUUACAACAGUCUUUAAAUGAAAUAAGUGGCCAGAGCAUUGAUGAACAGCUUCAGAAAGCAGAUACACAUGCAGUGGAGCUGCAAACCUUGGAGAGUCAAGUGUCAAAGUUAAGGACGGAAGGGGAGACCAAUCAUUUACCUUAUGUUUUACUCCAGGAUGUUUACAAAUUAGAGGAUGUACUCGACAGUAUGUGGGGAAUCCUAAGAGCCAGGUACACAGAACUCAGCAGGCCUUUUAUCUCUGAGAGCCAGCAAGAAGCUCUUUUUCAAGGCAUGGUGGAACUAGUGAAUAUUGGAAAGGAAAAGCUUGCUCGAGACCACUUGCAACAAGCCCAAAGUAAAGAUGCCUUACAGGCUCAAAUACAAAGUCACAAGCUAUUUUUCCAGAAACUUGUUGCUGAUGUAUUGCUGAUCCAAACAUUCUCCCAAAAAAUGCUUCCUUCUUUAUUACAAAAGAAAGAGUCAUCUUGGGCAGAACAAACAAAAGAAGUUCAGUCACUAGAAGAAAAGGCACGCCAGUGUGGAAUCAAGCUUCAGAGUUUGUUGCAGAAAUGGGAAGAAUUUGGUGAAAACUAUAUAUCUCUUGAAAAAGAGUUGGAAAUUCUUGUAUCAACACUACCUUCUGUGAGUUUGGUGGAAGAGACAGAGGAAAGAUUAAUGGAAAGGAUUUCAUUUUACCAGCAAAUAAAAAGAAAUGUUGAUGAAAAGCAUGCCAGACUCUGCCAGACUCUGAAUGAAGGCAAGCAGCUGGUGGCAUCUGUGACCUGUCCAGAGCUGGAGGGACAGAUUGCAAAACUGGAAGAACAAUGGUUGUCCCUAAACAAAAAGAUCGACCAUGAGCUGCACAGACUCCAAGCACUGCUCAAGCACCUUCUCAGUUACAACAGAGAUUCGGAUCAGUUAACCAAGUGGUUGGAGUCUUCUCAGCAAACUCUGAAUUACUGGAAAGAACAGUCUCUCAAUGUGACUCAAGACUUGGAUACAAUCAGAAGCAACAUCAAUAAAUUUUUUGAGUUUUUAAAGGAACUUGAUGAGAAGACCUCCUUAAAGACAGCAGUGAUUAGUACGGGAAACCAACUUCUUCACCUCAAAGAAGCGGAUACAGCCACACUGCGGGCUUCAUUAGCACAGUUUGAACAAAAGUGGACAAUGCUCAUCACACAGCUUCCAGAUAUUCAAGAAAAACUUCACCAGCUCCAGAUGGAGAAACUGCCAUCUCGCAAAGCAAUCACAGAAAUGAUUAGCUGGAUGAACAAAGUGGAACAUCAGACCACACGUGAAGACUCUGAACAUUCGCUGAGUUCUGCAUCUCAAGUUAAAAAUCUUCUUCAGAAGCACAGGGAGUUUCAGAUGGAAAUGAACUAUAAACAAUGGAUCGUUGACUUUGUCAACCAGUCAUUACUUCAGCUCAGCACCUGUGAUGUAGAGAGCAAACGCUACGAGAGAACAGAGUUUGCUGAGCACCUGGGUGAGAUGAACCGCCAGUGGCACCUGUUACAUGGAAUGCUAAAUAAAAAGAUACAGCAUUUGGAACAACUUUUGGAAAGCAUCACUGAGAAUGAAAACAAAAUCGAGAUUCUGGGCAACUGGCUGGAGGCACAAGAGGAAAGACUGAAAACAUUACAGAUACCUGGGAGCAUGAGCUCAGUGCAGAAGAUGCUCCUGGAUUGCCAGGAUAUAGAAAAUCAACUUGCCAUUAAAUCCAGAGCACUCGAGGAGUUGAGACAGGGUGACCUGACUUCAGAGAGUGGGACGAUGCCAUUGUUAGAAGACACAGCAUCCAGGAUUGAGGAGCUAUUUCAAAAAAGGAACAGUGUUAUCAACCAGGUCAAUGAGCUCAAGCCCUCCAUGCAGUCUGUGUUACAGGAGUGGAAAACGUAUGAUAAACUCCUUGAUGAAGUGAAUGUGCUAACGAUCCGAUUCUGCUACUGUGUGGAGCAGAGCAAGCCUGUGGUCUUGUCCUUGGAGGCCUUGCAGGGCCAGGUGCAGAGCUUACAGUCUCUUCAAGAUGAAGCUGAGAGCAGUGAAGGGAGUUGGGAUAAACUCCACGAAGUUACUCGAAAGCUCGAAGAUUACUGUCCUUCAGUUGCUGAAAUAAUCAAAAAGAAAUGCCAGGAUAUCUAUACAAGAUGGACCCAGGUGAAUCAAGACAUUGCAGACCAGUUGCAAAAGGCUCAGAGCCUUCUGCAGCUCUGGAAGGCCUAUGAUAGUGCUCAUGCUGAAGCUGUGGCCAGACUGGAACUACAGGAGGCAAAGUACCAACAGCUGGCAAACAUUAACAUGUCUAGAAACAAUCUAGCAGAGAUCCUGACCCCAGCUGUGCAGGACUUAAAGGAGCUGCAGCAAGACCUGCAGAAGACCAAAGCAGCUUUCCUUCAGAACUCAGCUCUCCUGCACCGUCUCCCCACACCUGCAGAGGGCAGCACGCACAUGCCCCUCUGUGGUCAACAGCACUGCCUCCGGAGGGUGUCGUACCUGGAAAAGAUGCUGCUUGUGAAAGCCAACGAGUUUGAGUUUGUUCUAUCAGAAUUCAAGGACUUUGAGGACCAGCUAGAAUCUUUAAAAGAUGUUAUUAUUCGUGAAGAUGAGAAUUUGAAUGAACUCUAUCAGCAAGAGAGAGAAGAAAAUCCUGACCUACUCCUGACUUCUGUACUGGCACUGACGGCCCAGGCCCCCAAAGUUGAACAUUUGAAUGAAGUCAGCCUCAAGCUCCCACUCAGUGAUAUAGCCACAAAGACAUUGCAGAAUGUGAACCGGCAGUGGAUUAGAGCCACGGCCACAGCACUGGAGCGCUGCAGUGAACUUCAGGGAGUUGGAUUGAAUGAAAAGUUUGUGCACUACUGUGAAAAGUGGGUCCAGCUUUUAGAGAAGAUCGAAAGGGAACUCCUGGUGAAUCUUGCCCACAGCUUCCCAGCCCUCUUGGAACAACAGAAAACCUACGAGAUGUUAGAAGCUGAAGUGUCUAUAAACCAAGCAAUUGCUGAUUUCUACGUCACUCAUUCUUUACAACUCCUGGACACAACUGAAAGAGAAAAUAGCCCGGAAUUUGUUUCCAAGUUCGCAAGGCUGAAGGACCAAUGGCAGGCAGCUGCCUGGGGCAUCGGACAGAGGAAGAACAACAUCGACAAGCUGGUGAGACAGUGGAAGUCCUUUAUCUCCCCUGAGGCAGCUUUGCUUCGUUUCCUCACCAACACCCGCCACCUACUGUCGGCAGUGAAAGACCAGGAUUGCUACAGCCUCUGUCAGGCCAGGAGUCUACUCCAGGAGCUAAAGGAUAAAGAAAUUCAUCUUCAGAGAUGGCAGACCACCUAUACCCUGACCCUGGAAACUGGAAAAAAUUUACAGGAAACAGCAGACCUGGAAACUAAAGAAUCAAUAAGCCUGAGAAUCUGUCAACUUCAAGACAGUUGGAAGGACACAAAGCUGCAAGUAGAAGAACUAAAGAAGUACCUCCAGAAUAUGCUAGAGACUUGGGAGCAGUGUGAAAAGAAAAUCAAGGAGCUGAAAAGCAGGCUGCGAGUUUUAACAGCGCAAAGUAAAGAGCCUCUUCCAGAACUUCAUGAGGACCUCCAUAAAGAAAAAGAACUGAUCAAGGAGCUCGAGAACUCUCUAAGUAACUGGAAUCAGAACUUGAAAGAACUCCAUGCUAUAAAGACCCACUUAGCCCAGCACAUUCUUGGGGAAGACUUGAUGAUUUUGAAGGAGCAAAUAGAGCAUUUGCACAGACAAUGGGAAGAUCUCUGCUUGAGGGUGGCUGUUCGCAAACAAGAAGUUGAAGAUAAACUCAAUUCGUGGAUUGUGUUUAAUGACAAAAAUAAAGAGCUGUGUUCAUGGCUAGUGCAGAUGGAAAACAAAGUUCUACAAACAGCAGAUAUUAGCAUUGAAGAAAUGAUUGAAAAGUUACAAAAGGACUGCAUGGAAGAAAUCAACUUGUUUAAUGAAAACAAGCUACAGUUAAAGCAAAUGGGGGAUCAGUUGAUGAAGGCCAGCAACAAAGCAAGAGCCGCUGAGAUUGACGACAAGCUCAAUAAAGUUAAUGAUCGCUGGCAGCAUCUUUUUGAUGUUAUUGAAUCAAGGGUGAAGAAGCUGAAGGAGACCUUUGCUUUCAUUCAGCAGUUAGACAAAAACAUGAGCAGCCUUCGGACCUGGUUGGCCCGGAUUGAGUCCGAGCUUUCGAAGCCUGUGGUCUAUGAUGUCUGCGAUGACCAGGAGAUCCAGAAGCGUCUGGCUGAACAACAGGACCUGCAGCGGGACAUUGAGCAGCACAGUGCAGGUGUGGAGUCUGUGUUCAACAUUUGUGAUGUCCUACUGCAUGACUCAGACGCUUGUGCCAAUGAGACUGAGUGCGACUCCAUCCAGCAGACCACCAGGAGCCUGGACAGGCGCUGGCGGAAUAUCUGCGCCAUGUCGAUGGAGCGGCGGAUGAAAAUUGAGGAGACCUGGCGCCUGUGGCAGAAGUUUCUAGAUGAUUAUUCCCGCUUCGAGGACUGGCUCAAGUCUGCUGAGAGAAUGGCCGCUUCCCCGAACUCUUCAGAGGUGUUGUACACCAGUGCCAAAGAGGAGCUUAAGCGGUUUGAGGCCUUCCAGCGGCAGAUCCAUGAGCGACUCACCCAGUUGGAGCUCAUCAACAAGCAGUACCGGCGCCUGGCCCGAGAGAACCGAACUGACACGGCCAGCAGGCUCAAGCAGAUGGUCCACGAGGGCAACCAGCGCUGGGACAGUUUGCAGAAGCGUGUCACUGCCAUCCUGCGUCGACUCAGACAUUUCAUCAACCAAAGGGAAGAAUUCGAGGGCACCAGGGACAGCAUUGUGGUGUGGCUCACAGAGAUGGACCUGCAGCUGACCAACGUGGAGCAUUUCUCGGAGAGCGACGCUGACGACAAGAUGCGCCAGCUGAAUGGUUUCCAACAGGAAAUUACACUCAACACCAACAAGAUAGAUCAGCUCAUAGUUUUUGGGGAGCAGCUUAUUCAGAAGAGCGAGCCGCUUGAUGCUGUGCUCAUUGAAGACGAGCUGGAGGAACUGCACCGCUUCUGCCAAGAAGUGUUCGGGAGGGUCUCCCGAUUCCACCGGCGCCUGACCUCUGACCCUCUGGACUUAGAAGAUGAAAAAGAUGCCUCUGAGACAGAAACAGACAUGGAAGACCCCAGGGAGAUCCAGACCGACUCUUGGCAUAAGAGGAGAGAGAGCGAGGAGCCCUCUUCACCUCCGUCUCUUUGUCAACUGGUGCCCUCAACAUCAGGGCCUGAGCGCUCGGGCUGUGAAACGCCCGUCAGUGUGGACUCCAUCCCCCUGGAGUGGGACCACACAGGGGAUGUGGGGGGCUCGUCCUCUCAUGAAGAUGAUGAGGAGGGCCCGUUCUACAGUGCCCUGUCAGAUGUAGAAAUCCCUGAAAAUCCUGAGGCCUAUCUUAAAAUGACCACAAAAACUUUGAAAGCGUCUUCUGCUAAAUCCAUGUCUGACAGCCAUUCCUGGCACGUCCCUGACAGCCCUUCCUGUGCCAAGCUUCGCUACAAACAGAUGGGAGGUGAAAGGACCUCACAGCCCAUCCCCUCUGACACCAGCACUCCUUACAAACCCACCUAUGUAAAGCUGCUAUUACCUCCAAGAACCAAUGGUGGCAAAGAAGGUACAGGAAUCCUGAGUGAUCCCCGCCAGCAGGAGGAUGAGGGACUUUCCAGCCUCAGUGGGCAACAGUCAGGUGCCUUUGAAAGAUGGGAGCCUCUUCCAACACAGGAACUUCACAGUCAACUCCGAAUAAAGCAAAACUUGGAGCAGCUGAAGUCGGAACUCGGUGACAUGGCCACAUGGCUGGAGAAAACAGAAGCAGAGCUAGAAGCCUUGAAGAUGGCAAAGCCUCCGUCUGAUGUCCAGGAAAUGGAACUCAGAGUGAAGAGGCUGAAGGAGCUAUUAAAAGCCUUUGACACAUACAAGACACUAGCAGGCUCUGUCAGCGGGAGGAGCAAGGACUUCGCGCAGUCCGAGACCGCCGAGUCCAGGGAGGUCCAGGGGACAGUGGGCCAGCUGUGCGCACGCUGGGACUCAGCCCAGGGUGCCUUGGAGAACUGGAGAGCGAGCCUGCGACAGUCCCUGAUGCAGUGCCAGGAUUUCCACCAGUUGAGCCAGAACCUGCUGCUGUGGUUGGCACGUGCUGAGAGCCGGUGGCUGCAAACCCGCGUCACGGACCCCCAGGCUGACCCCCAGACACUGGUGGACUGUCGGGAAGGUCUAGAGCAACUGCAAAAGGAGCUCGUGGAACGACAACCUCAAGUAAAGUCCUUGCAAGAGAUUGCAAACAGCCUUCUGAUUAAGGGGUCUGGGGAGGACUACAAUGAGGCUGAGGAAAAGGUCCAUCUGAUUGAGACGAAAUUCAAACAGUUGCUGGAGCAAAUUUCUCAAGAUAUAAAGUCCUUGCAGGGAAGCCAGAGUCCAGACCUUUUUCUGCCUGGUGUAGAUCAAGGAGAUGCAGGAGACAAGCCUCCAAUAGCACCAUUGACACCCCCACAAGGAAGGCAGGUCAAAAUGGAAAGAACUGGGAAAGACAAGAGCAAGACCGCCAGCAAGGUGUCUGGCACAGCCAUUACCAGCAGUUCCCAGCCACAGCGCUCCUUCCUCUCAAGGGUGAUCAGAGCAGCGCUGCCCCUGCAGCUGCUGCUCCUGCUACUCCUGUUCCUGGCCUGCUUGCUGCCCUCCUCCGAGGAUGACUACAGCUGCACUCAGGCCAACAACUUCGCCCGCUCCUUCUACCCCAUGCUGCGCUACACCAACGGGCCUCCACCCACCUAGGGGGCUCAGCCUGGCCAGCCAGGCGACACCCCUGAUCUCUUCCUUUGGGGCCUGACUCAGGAUCCCUGAUGACUCCUCUGCCAGUGGCUCUGAGCAUCAGCCUAGCCCACUGACCCACCGCAGAUACCUCCCACCAAGCGGAUGCUCUGGGGACACCAGGCAGCCAACUUGUGCUGGCAGUGCCGGAACUCUUUGGCAAAGUGGGGUGAUUGGUUUCAGGAUCCUGGAAGCUAGUUUCCUGAAAAGCACUUUUUGAAUUCUGACUUCUUCGUAAAACAGAGCUGGUAAGCCAUAGUUAGUGUUCAUGACCUCCUCUCUCUUCGAGGAACAAGCUAGUCAAGCCCACCUUAGAGAUGGUCCAGACAUUCGCAUUAGGUUCACCAAAUUGGUUGACCCAAUGCCACAAUCCUAUUUUUGAAGUGUUUGGAAUUUUUACUCUGAUCCGCCAGCAAGUCAUGAGCUCCGGGUUCUAAACCAAAUGGUCUGUUCUUGUUGGGUCUGCUCUUUUUAUAUUGCUUUACAUUUUUUCAGGAAAUUAAAUUGCAUGGAUGUAGUCUAUGUGCAUAUUUUUUAACAAUGCCGAAUCUGUAUGAAUACUGUAAACUUUGAUUUUUUUAAAGAGAAAUCAGAUUUUAGCUUGAGCUUUCGACUAAUGUACAGUAAAUGCCAAACUGCAGACUUGAUAGGGACGUUUUUGUAAGUUAAUUUUUUAUGACUUUUCACACUUAAAGUGAUGCUUCGGGUUUGACUCAUUGGCCACAAAGGGGUUGUUUGGUACAGAAACUUGAAGCUAUUUGUGGUAUGGACAACUCAGAUGUUUCUCAUUAAAACAAACAAAAAUUC
Messenger RNA from Suncus etruscus (white-toothed pygmy shrew), 21047 nucleotides. RefSeq names its product spectrin repeat containing nuclear envelope protein 2 (gene SYNE2). The transcript is spliced from 109 exons. The coding region runs from base 12 to 20204 and encodes 6730 amino acids. Gene Ontology annotation, molecular function: protein binding. Gene Ontology annotation, cellular component: membrane. The record is from RefSeq and is a predicted model, not a curated record. NCBI's taxonomy places the organism in Eukaryota, Metazoa, Chordata, Mammalia, Eulipotyphla, Soricidae.